Messenger RNA from Lotus japonicus, 2886 nucleotides. Its product is annotated as phosphatidylinositol 4-phosphate 5-kinase 5-like. The transcript has 7 exons. Gene Ontology annotation, molecular function: 1-phosphatidylinositol-4-phosphate 5-kinase activity; ATP binding. NCBI's taxonomy places the organism in Eukaryota, Viridiplantae, Streptophyta, Magnoliopsida, Fabales, Fabaceae. Gene Ontology annotation, biological process: phosphatidylinositol metabolic process. The record is from RefSeq and is a predicted model, not a curated record. Bases 222 to 2552 code for a protein of 776 amino acids.
UAGGAGAUGAACGAAAGCUCUCUCGCUCAAUCGCAAAAAACAGUUCAAACAUUCUGCGUGCAUGUUACUGUGUUGUUACACAACAACAUUGUUGGUUUGAUGCAUGAAGAUCAUUUGAAUCCAUUUCUUCAUCUGGGUAUGCGUGAUUUUUCUUAAACAAGCUUGAACAUUAAUGGAAAAGGGUAUCCAAAAGUGAAAAGGAGAAGAGUUAAGAAAUCACAAUGAUUGGGAAAGAUAGCGGGGUUAUGAAGGCAUGGGAAGCCACCAUGAGAAAGACACAUGCAGUUGCUAAGAAACGUGCCAAUAGUUUAUUCGGGACAUUAACUUUGGCAAACACAGGCGAAGAAGAAACCAACAAGGAUGAUGAUGAUGAUGAUGAAGAUGAAGAUGAUGGAAGCGGGGUAUUUGAACUUUACAAUGAAGAGAAGUUUCUCCCCAAUGGGGAUUACUAUACAGGGCAAUGGGCAAAUAACUUCCCUCAUGGACAAGGGAAAUAUCUCUGGACUGAUGGGUGCAUGUAUGUUGGAGAAUGGUUCAGAGGCAAAACAAUGGGAAAGGGUAGGUUCAGUUGGCCUUCAGGGGCUACCUAUGAAGGUGAAUUUAACAGUGGUCAUAUGGAUGGGACUGGAACAUACACAGGGCUCAAUGGGCAAACUUAUAAGGGGCAAUGGGUGAUGAAUUUGAAACAUGGUCAUGGGUUGAAGAGUUAUGCCAAUGGGGAUUGGUAUGAAGGAGAGUGGAAGCUAGGGUUGCAGGAUGGGGAAGGGAGAUAUGUGUGGAAAGAUGAGAGUUACUAUGUAGGGGAGUGGAGGAAUGGGACAAUUUGGGGAAAAGGGUUAUUUGUUUGGGCUGAUGGGAAAAGCUUUGAUGGGUGUUGGGAUGAGGGUGUGCCAAAGGGGAAUGGAACUUUCAAAUGGCCUGAUGGAAGUUACUAUGAGGGGAAUUGGAAUAAAGACAACAAAGAUCAUAAUGGGACAUUCUAUCCAUCUGAGUCAUCUGAGGAGUGCCAUUUUGAUUGGGAUCCACAGGAGUUGUAUGAAGUGUUGAAAGGAUACAUGGUGUGUCGUCCCGGGGAUAAGGUUCUGGUUUUUCCGUCUCAGAAGAGGCUUGCGGUGUGGAGGUCUGCAAAGAGAGGGGAUAGUGGUAAGAAUAGGAGAAUGUCAGUAGAUGGGAGGGUGAGUGUGGGAGUGGAGAGGCCAAGAGAGAGAAUGCAUUUGUGGGAUGGUGAUGUUAGUGGUGUUAACAGGACUACAAGUAGGAUGAGUGAUCCGGGUGAAGAUUCGAUGAGUUUGCGUACUCCAAACUCUGAAAGUGUGGCUCAACUCCAACCUCUGAAAGCGCCAAGGAAAUCAAAGAGGCAGGGAGAGACCAUAUGCAAAGGGCAUAAGAAUUAUGAGCUCAUGCUCAAUUUGCAGCUUGGAAUCAGACAUUCUGUUGCAAGACCUGCUCCAACAGCAUCACUUGAUCUUAAACCUUCAGCUUUUGAUCCUAAGGAGAAAGUGUGGACAAGAUUUCCACCUGAAGGAUCCAAAUAUACUCCACCACAUCCCUCUUGUGACUUUAAGUGGAAGGACUAUUGCCCGGUAGUGUUUAGGACUCUUAGGAAACUAUUCAAUGUGGAUCCAGCGGAUUACAUGUUAUCCAUAUGUGGAAAUGAUGCCCUUCGCGAACUUUCCUCUCCGGGAAAAAGUGGCAGCUUCUUUUACUUGACCAGUGAUGACCGUUACAUGAUUAAGACAAUGAAGAAAGCUGAAGUGAAAGUUCUCUUGAGAAUGCUUUCAGCCUAUUACAAUCAUUUUCGAGAGCAUCAAAAUACUCUAGUGACAAAGUAUUAUGGCCUACAUUGUGUGAAGUUAAAUGGACCAAUUCAGAAGAAGGUUCGAUUUAUCAUAAUGGGCAACCUCUUCUGUUCUGAGUAUGUCACCCAUAGACGUUAUGAUUUGAAAGGUUCUUCACUUGGCCGCAUAACAGACAAGCCUGAGACCGAGAUUAGUGAAACCACCAUCCUUAAAGAUCUUGAUCUUAAUUUUAUAUUUCGACUAGAGAGCUCAUGGUUUCAAGAGUUUUGCAGACAAAUUGAUAGGGACUGUGAGCUUCUGGAACAGGAGGGAAUUAUGGACUAUAGUUUGCUGGUGGGUAUUCAUUUCAAACAUAUAUCAACAGAAGGGGAAAUUAUUCCUAUAGGAUCUCAAACUCCUACUGGUAAUUCAUUCAGCAAGAUGAAUAGCUCAAAGCUUAAUAUGGUUGUCUGUGUCUAUUUGGGGAUCUGCAGUGUAAUAAUGGGUAUGAACAUGCCAGCAAGGAUUGAAAGGACAGUGAGAAAAAGUGAUUUUGAAGCACAACUUGUAGGAGAACCUAUUGGAGAGUUCUAUGAAGUUUUUUUGACUUUUGGUAUCAUAGAUAUACUUCAAGACUAUGAUAUCAGCAAGAAGCUUGAGCAUGCCUAUAAGUCCUUUCAAUAUGAUCCCACUUCAAUCUCAGCCGUGGAUCCAAUACAGUACUCAAGGCGCUUCCGUGAUUUCAUAUUUAGAAUAUUUACUGAAGACUCAUGAAAGGUAUAUACAUUAACAUAUACAUGAUUCUGCAUUUUCUUAAUUACAUUCAUUCUCUGUAUAGGACAUCAAAUGUAGUACACAGGAACACAUUGUGAAAAGUAGAAAGCAAGAGGGGCUAUGUAUAUGCAUCUUGUACACAUUUUGCUAGAUCAUGAUACUGUAUGACUAGAUCAUUGUUCUUUUGUAAGAGAUGAAGAGGUGUGUCAGGGAAUUCCAACAUUUUGUAUUAGAGUGGGAUGUAUAUAGGUGAAAGGAAAUGGAUCAAUAUACAAUUGUACAUGUUUACUCAUUCACUUCUCUUUGGUGCUAAUGCCAUCAAUUGUGUUUGUCA